Messenger RNA from Gadus macrocephalus (Pacific cod), 2103 nucleotides. RefSeq names its product sp9 transcription factor (gene sp9). The record is from RefSeq and is a predicted model, not a curated record. The transcript has 2 exons. Gene Ontology annotation, biological process: regulation of transcription by RNA polymerase II. The coding region runs from base 121 to 1446 and encodes 441 amino acids. NCBI's taxonomy places the organism in Eukaryota, Metazoa, Chordata, Actinopteri, Gadiformes, Gadidae. Gene Ontology annotation, molecular function: DNA-binding transcription factor activity, RNA polymerase II-specific; RNA polymerase II cis-regulatory region sequence-specific DNA binding.
CUAGGUGGAGUGGCGCUGCAGCCGGGAGAGGAAUAGUGGGACUCGAGUUAAAACGCCGCCGGAGUGGUUGGAAACGUACACAGCAUUGUAGGCAACUUCACCGCAGUACAGACUCUGGAUAUGGCUACGUCUAUACUCGGGGAAGAGCCACGUUUCGGAACUACCCCACUAGCGAUGCUGGCGGCAACCUGCAACAAAAUUGGCAACACCAGUCCUCUGACCGCUUUACCCGACUCCAGCGCGUUCUCAAAGGGUGGAUUUCAUCCGUGGAAACGGUCUUCCUCCAGCUGCAACUUAGGCUCCAGUCUCCCCGGGUUCGCGGUGGCCACCAGCCGCGCGUCCACAGGACUACCCCCGUCCGGAGGCUCGGGCAACAGCGCGUUCUGCCUGGCCUCCACCUCGCCCACCUCCUCCGCGUUCUCCACCGACUACAGCGGCCUGUUCUCCAACUCGGCGGCGGGCGUCGCGUCUCAAGAGUCGGGACAGUCGGCCUUCAUCUCCAAGGUCCACGCGUCGGCCGAGACACUUUACCCGAGGGUCGGCAUGGCGCACCCGUACGAAUCGUGGUACAAGUCGGGCUUCCACUCGACCAUCUCCGGCGACGUGACGAACGGCGCGUCCUCGUGGUGGGACGUGCACACCAACCCGGGAUCAUGGCUGGACGUCCAGAACCAGGCGAGCUCACUGCAGACGUCCCUGCACUCCGGCACGCCCCAGGCCAUCCACUCGCAGCUCAGCGGCUACAACCCGGACUUCAGCACGCUCACCCACUCGGCGUUCAGCUCCACGGGCAUCAGCCCCUCCGCGUCCCACCUGCUGUCCACCGGCCAGCACCUGCUCACCCAGGAGGGCUUCAAGACGGUCAUCCCCGCCUACACGGACGCGUCCGCCGCCAACGCGAUGAUUUCUGGCGCCAGCUCUGGAAUAAGCAGCUCCUCGCGGUCCUCCCGGAGGUACUCGGGGCGGGCGACGUGUGACUGUCCCAACUGCCAGGAGGCCGAGCGGCUGGGCCCCGCCGGGGCGAGCCUCCGGAGAAAGGGACUCCACAGCUGCCACAUCCCCGGGUGCGGGAAGGUGUACGGUAAGACGUCGCACCUGAAGGCGCACUUGCGGUGGCACACGGGCGAGCGGCCUUUCGUGUGCAACUGGCUGUUCUGCGGGAAGCGGUUCACGCGCUCCGACGAGCUGCAGAGACACCUGCGCACGCACACCGGCGAGAAGCGCUUCGCGUGCCCCGUGUGCAACAAGCGCUUCAUGCGGAGCGACCACCUGAGCAAGCACAUCAAAACGCACACGGCCGGCGGCGGAGGGAGCAAAAAGGGGAGCGACAGUGACACCGACACGAGUAACCUGGAGACCCCGCGGUCCGGGUCCCCCGAACUCAUCUUAGAGGGGGUCCACCCCCGGAUCACCAUUAAGGACCAGUCGCCCCACGACGAGCCCUAGUGAGGUGACCCCCCCACCCCCCUUUACCGAACCUAAUCCAGAAUUGAAUCUGCACAGCAUUGAAAAACGGGUCUGUUUGAAAAGACGAUAAUCGAGAAAAAAAAUAUUGCAGGAGGCGUUUUGCAAAAUCAUAAAAAAAAACAUUUCUGUUCACCUUGAAUACCGAAUAUUAUACUGCGCUGAAACCAUCUGUGGAAAUGCAGAGCUAAAGGCCUGCGGGUGUCUGAAGACAGGGUGAUGGUCUGCAGUGAUAGGAGUUUGCAGUGAGAGGGGUCUGCAAUAAUAUUGGUCUUGCAGUGAGAUGGGGUCUUGCAGUGAUAUGGGUCUGCAGUGAUAUGGGUCUUUCAGUGAGAGGGCUCUGCAGGGUGGUCGCCAAACCUGUUUGGCGAGUCGGUGGGACAAUGUGAGUGGCUUCUUGUACAUGACGGCUGACUAUGUGUUCUUUUCCAUGUCGAUGUUCUGCUUGUUUUAUUCGUGUUUGGUGAACCUGACAUCAGGGAGUUUCAUUUCGACGCACUUUGUGGAUAUGUAUGUAAAAACAGCUUUUUCAAAAAAAGAAACUGAGUUAAUCUUUUUAUUUCUUUGCUAAAAUAUAUAAAUGUUUACCUGUAUAAAGUCACACGUAUAAGCCUUUCAUUAAAAUGUCUAAAAAAGAAA